AUGGGAGACUGUAGCAUUUGGUGCAGGCUUAUUCUAAAGAAAAUGCUGAUUUCCUUCGCAUGGUUGUUUGAACGUUUUGUCAAAUGUAUGGGUUCUGCACCAAAAUUGAUCAUUACUGAUCAGGAUUUGGGAAUGAAGGUUGCUGUGGAAAGAGUCCUUGUUGAUACAAGACAUCGAUGGUGCAUGUGGCACAUCAUGUUUAAGGUUGUGGAAAAGUUACCAAAGAAUCUACUUGGCAAUGAAGAUUUGAAAAAAGAGUUAAACAAUUGUGUGUGGUCUGAGCUGAUAGAGCCUGAAGAAUUUGAUGAAGAAUGGAAUAAAGUAAUGGAAAAAAUGGGCUUAAGGACAAUGAGUGGUUUUCCUCGAUGUUUUGCCUCUCGAAAAUUUUGGAGGUACUCCAAGUCUCGUUCUAAUCUUGUUGAAUUUCUUAUGAAUUACAACAAUGCAUUGGAUGGCCAAAGGAGCAACAACAAUAGGCUAGAAUACUUGGAUUUUAAUACAAUUCCAACUUUGAAAACAAAUUCAGCCCUCGAGAAGCAUGCUUCAACAAUAUAUAGUGAUAGUGGUUUCAAACUAAUUCAAAGUGAGAUAGAGGAAGCAGUUGACAAUGUCACUAUGGUGACAGUGUCAAACAUUGGUGAGAAUGAGAUUUAUGUAGUCAACGACAAGUUCUCGAAGAACUGGACUGUGUCAUACUCCACAUCUUUUGAUUCAUAUGCAUGUAGUUGUAAGAUGUUUGGGAGGAUUGGGCUUGUAUGCAGUCACAUUUUUUGGGUCUUGAGAAACAAAAAAAUAAAAUUAAUCCCUAAUGAGUUACAUGGAGGACGAUGGUUGAAGUCUAAAUUUGUCAAGGCUGUUCAUUGUGGGUUUGAUGAUGAUAUUGAAACAUUUAUUGUUGCGGAUGAGACGAAGCAGGAGUAUAGGGAUAUGCAUGGAGAUUUUUAUGAUAUUGCAGGACUUAUUGAAGGAGAUAGUGAUAAAAUUCGAGCAUUUAGACAAAUUAUGGCUGAAGGGAGAAAAGAAGUACUUGGUGAGGGAAAUGUGUUGUCAAUUAGUGAAAAGAGAUUAAUGAUUGAGAAUUUUUAUGGAUCACAUGUCCCUAGUCAAAUAGAUGUUCAUCCGCCAGAUGUCGUCAAAACCAAAGGUUGUGGUCGACGUCUUUCUCGGCUUGAGAAGGAAAUGAGAGAGAUGUCCAAGCCUGGUCGGAAAUGUGGAAAAUGCGGCGAGGUUGGUCGGCAUGAUUCAAGAAAUUGUGAUAAAUACAUGAGGAGAAUAACAAGAAAAAGAGGAGAAACCAAUGUUAAAGCUGGUUGUUUUAUUACUUCAUUCGGAUAUUUCUGUUCUUCAUUGUGUUACUUCUGUACUUCAGUCUUGUAG
Molecule: messenger RNA, 1377 nt
Organism: Salvia splendens (bonfire salvia)
Lineage: Eukaryota; Viridiplantae; Streptophyta; Magnoliopsida; Lamiales; Lamiaceae
Product: protein FAR1-RELATED SEQUENCE 4-like
Exons: 2
Coding region: 1-1377 (458 amino acids)
Molecular function (GO): zinc ion binding
Source: RefSeq, a predicted model, not a curated record